AUGCGCCGAAGCCCACGGACGCUCCGACGGAUGCGCCAAAGCCCACGGACACUCCGGGCGAUUGUUCUUAUCACUCCGGCACCUACCGAGACCAAGUCGCCGAUCCUCGACAACCUUCUUGGCAAGACCGACUCGGUGGCCACGACGGCGCCAUUGGAAGAUGCGCUCUUGUCCAAGGAGACGCCGGCGCCGACGACAAUUCCAGCGGUUGUGACGAUCAACCCCGAUGAUCUCAACAAGCUCAAGGACCUCAACAACCUCGGCACGACCGCCCCCCCGUCGUCCGGGUCGAGCUCGGGUUCCAAGGCCGUUGCGAACGACCAUAGCGAGAACAAGAACCGCGGCAAGGCAGGGUCGGACGUGACGGUCGCCGACUCCAAGCGCGAUGUCACGACCGGGUCCGAGUCGGCGGCCGAGCAAACCGUGCGCUACACGGCAUCGGCGGUCGUCGGUAUCACGGUCGUCAUCCUCGCGUUCUUCCAGUUCCUCGCAAUGAACCCGUCGUACAUUGCGGGCGAGACAGCCAGCGAGCGCCUUCUCGCGCCCAACGCGUGGGAGCUCCCGCUCUUCGUCUCGUUUGUGCAGCAAGCCAGCGCGCUCGCACUCGCACGCAACGCCAAGGUGCCGCAGCUCUUCUACACCAACUUCUUGGACUCGCUCUCGUGGCUGGCCUUUCUCAUCCGCGGCAGCGCGCCGACCAAGGCGGGCACCGCCGCGGUCUCGAGCGUCCAGCUGGUCGGCCAUCGCCAGCUCGCCGAGUACGAUGCGAUUGGUUUUGUGCAAUUUGCAGUCCGCUCCGACGUCCGGGAACGCGACUGGUUUCUCCGCGUCUGGGUCGCCUUGCUCAUCGUGCUCGCGAUCCUCCUCGUGUGCGUCAUUGCGACCGCGCUCUUUGCCAAGUGGGCGUCCCAGCGCGGCAACCCGUUCCACACCGAGACGUCGGACUCGCACAAGCGCAGCGUGAACCUCCGGUCCAUCUCGCGCCGCCUCCUCGGCAUGUGUGUCAUCGUCAUGUACCUUGUGCUCUUGCCAUUGACGAUGAUCGCGCUCUUUGAGCUUCUCCAAGACGCGUCGACCUCGGGCUUCCCGCACGGCAAUGCGAUUCUCGCGCUCGUCACGUUGGUGCUCGUCGUCGCGCUGCUUACGUACGGCAUGGUGUCGCUCUACCGCUUGACCGAGGCCGGUCUCUCCAAGUGGCAGACGCGCGUCGUCUUUGGCGUGCUCUACUCGUCGUACACGUACAGCUGCCGGCUCUUUUUCGCCGCGCCCGCGCUCGUGCAGAUUGCCACGGGGGUCGUCAUCGCGUCGGUGACGACGGACCCGCUCACGCAGCUUCUUCUCUUGAUCGCCUUGCACUUGGUGUACGUCGGUGCCCUGGUGGCGCUUCGACCGUGCGAGUGCUCGGUGCACUUUGGCUUUGUCCUCGGCGCCGAGGCCAUGAUCGUGCUGAUUUAUGGGAUCGCUGCCGGCAUGACGGACGCGUCGCUCUCGGUCGAGACGCAAAAGACGCUGUCGUAUGUCAUUCUCAUCUUGCUCUGCGUCGCGUUUGUCGGUAUGUUUGUGCGCCAAUUGUUCCUCCUCUGGACGUACUCGUCGGGCUGGGCCAAGGAAGGCAACGAGUCGUACUCGGGCCUCCCGACGCUGCACGACCACGACAUGAUGGAGAGCGGGCCUGGCCAGUACACGAUCUCGCUGAAGGGCUCCGACUUGAACAGCUCGCGCGGCUACGACUCGCAGCAAACCGACAGCCCGACCAAUACCAUUCGGAUCGUGGACGGCCACAAGCAGAUCCAGAUCUAA
This is a messenger RNA of Saprolegnia parasitica CBS 223.65, 1800 nucleotides long. RefSeq lists its product as hypothetical. The coding region runs from base 1 to 1800 and encodes 599 amino acids. The transcript is spliced from 2 exons. NCBI's taxonomy places the organism in Eukaryota, Oomycota, Saprolegniomycetes, Saprolegniales, Saprolegniaceae. The record is from RefSeq and is a predicted model, not a curated record. Gene Ontology annotation, biological process: transmembrane transport.